This is a messenger RNA of Rhipicephalus microplus (southern cattle tick), 841 nucleotides long. RefSeq lists its product as uncharacterized. Lineage: Eukaryota; Metazoa; Arthropoda; Arachnida; Ixodida; Ixodidae. The record is from RefSeq and is a predicted model, not a curated record.
GUCCCUACUGAAGAUUGUGGAGUUCUUCAAAGAAAAGAAAAAUGUUUACAACAAAUACGACUUGGUGUACUUUGUAACUGGAAAGAACAUGGUUGCAAUACAAGGAUCGACUAGAGUUGAUGCCCUUUCAGGGUACGCAUUUGCUGCUUCCGCCUGCUCGGAUCACCGGCAACAGCUCGGUGAAGAUACAGCGUACACAUAUCGAGGAAUAAGGAUUACGGCGCACGAAGUUGCCCAUACGUUGGGAUGCACGCACGAUGGCACGAGGGCACCAGGAAAUACCAGGACGUUUACGCCUGACGCUUUGAGAUGUCCUUGGGAACGUGGUAACCUAAUGAGCUAUGUGGAAAAAGGCAGCGAAAGCAUGAGAUUUUCUUCUUGCUGCGACUACGAUAUCGCUCAAAUGUCAUGGACAUAUGAGGCGGCUUGUUUGAGAACAAAUGACACAACCAUAAUUGCUGAGAGGUGGAGGAAGCGUUAUAAGCUGCCCGGGGAAUUUCUGACCAGAGACGAGCAGUGCAAGCUAACUUACCCAGACCUUGUGGAAACAUACUACAUGAGAGAAGCCCUACCGUACGACAUCACUUUGGCCUACACACGUGCAGAGCGCAGUCGGGCACUAAGAGAAAAUGGCCCUGCUGCCAAUGUCUUUGAGCCAAGCGUGGCAGCUGCUACAUCUGAUGCGGAGUUAAAGGAGCUGCUCACCUAUACACGUAUAAAGCUAGAAAGUCGGGAGCAGUGCAAGCACUUCAAUGACCAACUGCUGAAUGACCGUGCACAGAGGACUCGAAGCGGCAGCACCAACACGGCUUCCGUACUACACAGCACAUCGGACAGCUGA